Messenger RNA from Schizosaccharomyces octosporus yFS286, 1344 nucleotides. RefSeq names its product X-Pro dipeptidase. The record is from RefSeq and is a predicted model, not a curated record. Bases 1 to 1344 code for a protein of 447 amino acids. NCBI's taxonomy places the organism in Eukaryota, Fungi, Ascomycota, Schizosaccharomycetes, Schizosaccharomycetales, Schizosaccharomycetaceae. The transcript has a single exon.
AUGGUGCAUUUGGAGUAUGGGUUUGAACGAGCAAAGCAUUUGCUAAAACGGCCGUUUGUUCGCUACGUUUUUCUUGGUUUACUUUCAUUAAUAUUUGGGUUUUUAUCAUUCAAGUAUGUUUUUCUCUCAUCAGUCAAUCCAAUUGACGAACUGUAUCAGUGCGCUGUGCCUUCUAUGAUCUAUGUCCCUCCAAUGAUCAAUAAAGUGAUUGCCAUUCAAGAAAAAGAAUUUAUGGCACGCCGUAAAAGACUUGCAUCUACCCUGGUUUCUGAAAAUGUCGAUGCCUUUGUGAUGGAGCCUACUAUUUCUAUGAACUACUACGCCAAUAUCUCCUCCAAUGCUUGGUCUUUGUCAGAACGUCCUUUUCUGGGCAUCGUUUUUGCCGACGACAAAUCUUCUGAAACGACUGUGUUCUUUUUGCUUCCAAAAUUUGAGCUUCCUCGCGCAAAAGAACUGGUUGGAAAUAAAUUGACUGCAAAAUACAUUACAUGGGACGAGGAUGAAAAUCCCUAUCAAGUGUUAUACGACAUCCUUGGACCAUCUAAGUUAAUGAUCGAUGGAACGGUAAGGAACUUCAUUGCUCAAGGCUUACAAGAAAAUGGUUUUGAGGUUGUCGGCCAAUCCCAAAAUGUAUCUAGUCUUCGUGAAGUCAAGAGUGAUGCAGAAAUUGAUAUAAUGUUCCGGGUAAAUAUUGCUACCAUUUCUGUAAUUCGAUCUAUUCAGCCAUGUCUUAAGCCCGGUAUAACAGAGCUUCAUUUGGCCGAAACUAUCAAUAAACUAUUCGUUUAUGGUGGUCUUCCACCCCAAGACAGUCCAAUCGUUUUAUUUGGUGAACGGGCAGCUAUGCCCCAUGGUAUGCCUUCUGAACGCACCUUGAACAAAAAUGAAUUCGCCUUGAUUGACAUUGGAACUGAACUUUUAGGCUACCAUAGUGAUUGUACUAGAACUGUCAUUCCGAACGAUCAAAAAAUGACGAAAGAAAUGGAAAGGAUAUGGAAUACCGUCUUUGAAGCACAGACUGCCGGAAUUAACGCCCUUGGAAAUUCUAACCAUACUUCAUGUGCAAGCGUUGAUAGAAUUGCAAGAAAUGUUAUCCGUGAAGCAGGCUACGGUGAUUAUUUCAUUCACAGAUUGGGGCAUGGAUUAGGUUUGGAGGAACAUGAAAGUACUUACUUAAAUUCGGCAAAUAAUAAUACGUAUAUUCAGAAAGGCAAUAUAUUCACCGUUGAACCAGGAAUUUAUAUUCCAAAUAAGAUUGGAGUACGGAUUGAGGAUGCUAUUCUUGUCUCUGACCUUCCUGUUCUUUUAACAAACUUCAGGGCAAACAGCCCCUAUGAACCAUAA